ACCAGUUCCUGCUAUUCUACCCUCUUUCUCAAAUCAGAUUCGCCAGCUCAUCAUGGCUGCCACUUUCUUCAACAAUAAAGCCCGAGCUGCAGCGGUCGCAGCGGGCGGCUCCAAGCAGAAGCCGACAGAUGGCAAAGAGGAGCAAACGCAGUACCAGCCAUGGGUAGAGAAAUAUCGACCCAAAACGCUCGGUGAUGUUGCCGCCCAAGACCACACCACGAAGGUUCUCCAACGAACACUUCAAGCCUCCAACCUCCCUCACAUGCUCUUCUAUGGCCCUCCCGGUACAGGAAAAACGUCCACGAUCCUCGCCCUCGCGAAAUCACUCUUUGGCCCGGCCCUCUACCGCUCCCGUAUCCUCGAGUUGAACGCCUCCGACGAGCGAGGAAUUGGCAUUGUUCGCGAAAAGGUCAAGGGCUUCGCGCGGACGCAGUUGAGCCAGCCGACCGGGGUGAGCAAAGAAUACUUCGAGCAGUACCCGUGUCCCCCGUUCAAGAUCAUCAUCUUGGACGAGGCCGACAGCAUGACGCAGGAUGCCCAGUCUGCGCUCCGUCGCACAAUGGAACAGUACAGCCGCAUCACCCGUUUCUGCCUGGUGUGCAACUAUGUCACGCGCAUCAUCGAGCCGCUUGCUAGUCGAUGCAGCAAGUUCCGCUUCAAGUCGCUGGAUAAUACCGCUGCCAGCGACCGGUUGGAGCAUAUUGCGAAACUGGAGAACCUUAACUUGGAGGAUGGUGUGAUCAGCAAGCUGAUCGACUGCAGUGAGGGUGAUCUGCGACGGGCGAUCACGUAUAUGCAGAGCGCUGGCCGGUUGGUCAAUGCGGGCUCGCUGGGUGGCAAGAAGGAUGGGGAUGAAGACGCGGAGAUGACCGAUGCAGGCUCGCGACAAGUAACGGUCCGGAUGAUUGAGGAGAUUGCCGGCGUUAUCCCCGAGGAUGUACUCGAUCGAUUAGUCCAGGCUAUGCAGCCUACUAAGUUUGGGUCUUCCUACGAAGCUGUGGCCAAGGUGGUUACGGAUGUUGUGGCUGAUGGGUGGAGUGCUACGCAGCUGCUUUUGCAGCUGUAUCGACGGGUUGUCUACAAUGACGCGAUCCCCGACAACCAGAAGAACAAGAUCGUCAUGGUGUUCUCGGAGAUGGACAAGCGGUUGUCCGAUGGUGCGGACGAGCACCUUUCGAUUUUGGACGUGGCUGUCAAGAUCUCUGGUAUUCUUGGGGAGUCAUAAGCGUGCGAUUAUAUAGAUGGAGGUGUUUCCACCGCUUCCAUCCUAUUCCUCCCCUUCUCGGCGAUGCUGUCUGGACGCCGACCCUCACCAAGGGAUUGAGGCUCGCGCGACUGGUCGAGCAUGUUGGACGGAGAUAGGCUCCAUAGAGGAAUCCACGUCUUCCUUGCCCAGCCUGUCCACCAUGAGGUACCCAUGUCCGCAUGCCAAUGGAAGCCCGGUUCUGGCUGGAGUGAGUCAGGACCGAGAGUUACGACCGUAUGAAGUUUAAC
Aspergillus campestris IBT 28561 is the source of this 1494-nucleotide messenger RNA. Its product is annotated as replication factor C subunit 2. The record is from RefSeq and is a predicted model, not a curated record. Bases 53 to 1225 code for a protein of 390 amino acids. Gene Ontology annotation, biological process: DNA repair; DNA-templated DNA replication. Gene Ontology annotation, molecular function: DNA binding; ATP hydrolysis activity; DNA clamp loader activity. Gene Ontology annotation, cellular component: DNA replication factor C complex; nucleus. Lineage: Eukaryota; Fungi; Ascomycota; Eurotiomycetes; Eurotiales; Aspergillaceae. The transcript is spliced from 4 exons.